AACGUCGACUAGUAUCAUUUUGUACGUCUAUUUCAGUGUUGUAUUUGCUGAAUUUACUAUGAACUAUGUUCGAAAUAAGUCUAUUUAAAGUAGUAUGAUUAAUCAAACCGGCAAUUCAGCGAUUCAUUUUCUUAAUUGUUAUUUGGUUUAAAGUUAUUGUGAUUAAAUUCGAUUUUCGAAUUUAUAUUUGAAAAUAAUCAAUUUUUGAAGUGCAAUUUUUUUUUCUUCGCAUUUUUCAAGUGACUGGGUUUAUUUGAUUUGAUAAGCCCAUCGCAAUGCUGCUUUACGACUUAUAUUUUUAUUUAUCAAAUUUACCACGAUGGAAUAUAUUUGCCGUGUUUUCGGUUGGAUAUUUUGUAUAUUAUCUCAUUGAAGUCGUGAAGAGACCUAUUCUGGCUGUGAAUUCGGAAGGACCAUUCAAACAGUUUCUGUUGAACAAUGUUCCCAUGUUGCAGCUUAAAUUUUGGCCGACAUUUUGGUGUGUUGAAAGUCGUGCCCAAACAGUAUUCGCCAGUCUAUUGCGACAACAAGUGUUACCAAGAUUAAAUUAUCGCCGUGAAUUGCUCACAUUGAAAGAUGGUGGUGAGAUUGCAUUAGAUUGGAGUGAUCAUAACUGUUCCGACGAUGCACCUCUGAUAUUAAUUUUACCUGGACUGACGGGUGAAUCACAAUCCGAAUAUAUCAAAUGUUUGGUUACAGCCGCAAACACUAUUGGUGCUAGAAUUGUUGUUUUCAAUAACCGUGGCCUAGGCGGCGUUGCACUUAAGACACCUCGGCUCUAUUGUGCCGCCAAUGUUGAAGAUUUGUCGGAAGUAUUGCAACACUUACGUAAAUCAUAUCCAAAUUCAAAAAUUGGAGCAAUAGGGGUGUCCAUGGGAGGACUGGUGUUGGGAAACUAUUUGUCACGACACAGCGAAGAAGCACGAAAAAUAUUCACCGCCUGUAAAAUCAUAUCUGUGCCGUGGGAUGUACAAAAGGGUACAACCAGCAUUGAAAAACCAUACUUAAAUAGUAUGCUUGGUAAACAUUUGACUCGACGACUUUGUGAUACAUUGAAACGAUAUGAAAUUCUUAAACAAAGUCGCCAUGAUAUUGAUUUCGAUCAAAUUCUCAAAAGUAAAACCAUUAAAGAAUUCGAUAGUAAUUUUACAUCAAAACAUUUCGGCUACAAAGACGUUGAUCAUUACUACAGUAUGGCUACGCUUCAUAAUAAAUUGCACAAAAUUUCCGUUCCAUUGCUUUGCUUGAGUGCUGCAGAUGAUCCAUUUCAACCGCUAGAAGCAAUUCCGAUGACCAUGGCUGCAGAACAAUCAAGUCAUGUGGCAAUCGUUGUCACAGCUCGUGGUGGUCACAUUGGAUUUAUGGAGGGAGUAUGGCCCAAAACUGGCGAUGAAUACAUGGCUCGACUAUUCACACAGUACUUUCAAGCAACGUUAUUCAACAAAGAAUUUGAAGAUGUGACAGCAGAUAUGCUUAAAAUUUACCCAAAAUAUUCAGAACAAGAAGCAGACAAUUAAGUUACUAUAAAAAAUGUACUUGUUUCUUCUUUUUUUCAUUAAUCAAAUAACAAAUGAUCGUAAUGUUAUUUGCAUAAAUUUCUUGCUCCAUAGAAGAACAGAUUUUCAACAAGCUCAUGCACAAAAAAAGUGAAAGUAUUGAAUUUAAAUAGUAACGAGAAAAUAAUGCAAACGAAAUUGUGGUCUCUUGCGAUUCUAUAGUGCAUUAUAAUUUACAAUUUGUGGUACUUUUAUUUAAAUUUUCUAAUUAAAUGUAUAAAUUAACAAUUGAAUUGAUAAUUUGAUCUUGAA
This is a messenger RNA of Contarinia nasturtii (swede midge), 1808 nucleotides long. RefSeq names its product phospholipase ABHD3 (gene Hydr1). Gene Ontology annotation, biological process: medium-chain fatty acid catabolic process; medium-chain fatty acid biosynthetic process. The record is from RefSeq and is a predicted model, not a curated record. The coding region runs from base 276 to 1517 and encodes 413 amino acids. The transcript is spliced from 6 exons. Gene Ontology annotation, molecular function: monoacylglycerol lipase activity; acetylesterase activity. NCBI's taxonomy places the organism in Eukaryota, Metazoa, Arthropoda, Insecta, Diptera, Cecidomyiidae.